Molecule: messenger RNA, 657 nt
Organism: Helobdella robusta
Lineage: Eukaryota; Metazoa; Annelida; Clitellata; Rhynchobdellida; Glossiphoniidae
Exons: 5
Coding region: 1-657 (218 amino acids)
Cellular component (GO): Golgi apparatus
Source: RefSeq, a predicted model, not a curated record
AUGGCGAAAUCGAAUUUGACACCUGACGAGAAUGUUAAUCUAAUAAAUGAAGAAAAUGAGUCAACAACCGAGAUAGAUCUGUCUGGUAAUAUUGAGGAAGACCCCGUCAAGAAGAUUGUUCACUAUUCACUAGGACAGAGGAUAAAAACACUGAACUUUCCCGGAGGCAUCCAAGUCAAGGAAUGGUUCCUGAAACAAAAAGACGGCCUCAAACCCUGGGCAGAUUUUGCUAAUACUCAGAAAUUUUCGAAGCCUAAAACAGUGGCCGAGGGCGGGCAAAGGCUGAUCAGGAAUGUGAGCAGAUUCAAGAGCAAUUACUUAUAUGUAUCCCUCGGAUUACUUGCUUUUACAUUACUGACAUCGCCAUUCCUGUUGUUGACGCUAGGAGCAUGUCUGGGGGCUUGUUACAUGGUCAAGGUCAAAAAUGCUAACAGGAAAAUCAUUGUCAUGGGGAAAGAACUGUCAAUGACUCAGCAGUAUGCGGCCGUCGGUAUGAUCUCACUUCCAAUUCUUUGGUUGGCUGGUGCUGGUACCGUUGUGUUCUGGGUUAUCGGUGUUUCGAUGGUUGUGAUCAUCCUGCAUGCAGUGUUCCAUUCUGUCUCGACCGAUGACGAUGACAACGAUCAACUUUUUGACAUCCAGAUGAACACUGUCUAA